This is a messenger RNA of Sus scrofa (pig), 885 nucleotides long. It is a transcript of the gene GTSF1L, whose product is annotated as gametocyte specific factor 1 like. NCBI's taxonomy places the organism in Eukaryota, Metazoa, Chordata, Mammalia, Artiodactyla, Suidae. The record is from RefSeq and is marked validated.
AGUCAGGGGCGGGCUGGCACACACCUUCUUUACCUCCCUGAGGGGCUAGUGAGGUUUCUGUCUCUCGCAUCUGCUUUGUGGAGAGAACUACAUCCUCCCAGCUCGUGUGCCAUUUGAUGACUGUCCUCCCGGCGGCUGCCCCUAACAGCCCCUUGUCCUUCCUUCAAGAGUAGGGGGAGCACGAGCUGUUCAGACCUCCUGCAGAGUUCCAAGGGCCAGUGCUGACACAGACGACUGCUCCGUCCUUCUUACCAAGGAGCUUUUCCAUGAAGGGCAUUUCAUUCUGACUCUAAGAGUAGAGUAGCGAACUACUCUGCUUCAAGAACUAUUUCCCAUGGAGCCAGAAGCCUUAGAAAUUUGCCCCUACAACCCUCACCACCGAAUCCCACUUAGCAGAUUUCAGUACCACUUGGCUUCAUGCAGGAGAAAGAACCCCAAAAAAGCCAAAAAGAUGGCCAGCUGCAAAUACAAUGCCUGCCACGUGGUCCCCAUCAAGAAGCUGGAGGAGCACGAGGCUGCCUGUGCCAACAGAAGCAGGGCAGAGGAAGAGGACAGCCUGAGGCCUCUGAAAGUCAGCCUUCCAAGCUCAGAGCAGAACAGAAACGCCCCUGCAGUGUCCCCCUGGCUCCCCAACCUGGAUGGCUGGAAUGUCGAUAGCACAAACUGCCACCCCAUGUUUGUCCUUAAGACCUUUGUUCCCCAAAAGCUUGUCUGUGAAAGCGACACAAGAGAGUCAGAGAGAGACCACACCCUGUCCCUGACCACCCCCCCAGAAGAUCAUCAGAUCAGGAGAGUAAACCGCCAUCGACAGAAGGGAGAUACAGGCCUCUUAAGUUCAUGAAAGGAGAUGCAACUCACCAGAAUAAAAGGUGUAACAAGCAAACU